AUGGCUCCCCCGCACGGAACCGGCCUGGCUGUGCGCUCCAUGGUCCGCAUUCCCGGCAGCGGCUGGGACCGAGCUGCAAGCGCAGUCUGCUGCGACUUCUCCAAGGUGUCGACCCUGUCCACCAGAAGAUCUCCUCGCGGCCCUCUCCUGCAGCCUCCAACAUGAACAAGCUGGCUGCCGACGAGGCGCAGAAGAAGGUCUGUGAGGAAGUGGCAGGGGGCUCCCGGAAGCGGGCCUCUGAGGACACCCGUCUGACUCCCGAGCCGUCGAGUUCUAAGGUUGCCAGGACGUCGAGCGUGACUCCGAAAACGCCGUCGGGUGUGGCGAGAACCGCAAACCCGCCGAGAGUUGUUAUGCUUCGCCCGGUUCAGCAGCUACCGGAUUCAUACAAGCAAAUGCAGCCUGUGCCUGCUCUACAAGGAACACUACAUGGGCGCCCUGUUAAGCUUAUACCUGUUGCCCAUCUGGUCGGAGUUCCCCUGUCCUCUGCUGUAUUGUGCGGACCGUCGCCGUCGCCUUCAAAUGCAGCAAGUCGACCGACGGUUCCCAGCUCGGCAAGGAGACCAGCAGUAGGCAACGGCGCAGAGAAAAUUCAGCCUAUGCACUCGGGUGUAAUUCUUCAGACAGCUACAACAGAACCUCUCCAGCGUAUUUCUAUAACUGAAUCGUCCAUCCAGAAAUUGAUUGAGGAAUCACAACAGCUCCGGCGACAGAAUGUAUUACUAAACCAACGAUUAUCACAAUACCAAGAAAUAUUUUCUGACGGCCAGAGACUCAGGAGAGAGAUGAGUUCUUUAGGAAUUCAGAUGUACUAAGAGAUAUAUUAUUUUAGUAAAUUAAUUAAUAUUU
Molecule: messenger RNA, 849 nt
Organism: Penaeus monodon (black tiger shrimp)
Lineage: Eukaryota; Metazoa; Arthropoda; Malacostraca; Decapoda; Penaeidae
Source: RefSeq, a predicted model, not a curated record